GCAUUUUGGAACCCCCAGCAUAGUAAUGCGGAUUAUGACCGAAGCAGUACAAGCCUAAUACCAGAUACCAGACCAUUUGCAAACCAGGAACACAUCUCACAAAUUCCGAUCUUGUCUUAUCUGGGUACUCGUACCCUCAAAAGUCAAAAAAAUGGUUGAACUCCAUCAUAUCUACAAAUCUCAAUCCAUCGAGGAAUCAUUGACACCACCGAAGACCCCUCCAGAUGUCGAGCUGCGCUCUAAAUUCAUCCACCCUUGGCCAGAGCCAGAAACCCAAGCUGAAGAAAUUCCGGUUCCAAAGCGACAAAAGAUAGACAUUUUCGAGGAGAGGGAGACUGCAGAGGUUGAGGACUUCAACGUCUCGCAUCAAGAUGUCCUCCUCUUGCACGCCCCAAAACAGAGAUAUACACAUACGAGGCAGCAGCCAGUACCAGAAUUGCGAACCGAUAGGGAAAUGUUGGUUGCAGUUCAGGUGGUUGGGUUGAACCCAAUUGAUUGGAAAGCACCAGACUUUGGAUUCGGGCUGCCAGCAUUGCCAUGCAUCAGCGGGCGGGAUCUCGCUGGGAAGGUAGUGAAGGCCCCCAAGGCAAAGUCGCGUUUCCGGGUCGGUGACACUGUCAUCGCCAUCUCAACUGAUUAUCGAGAUUCAAGGAAGGCUGCAUAUCAACAGUACUCUGUUGUAUCAGACUUCAACGCUUGUAGACUCCCGCCCAGCAUCACAGCCACAGAGGCGGCUCCCUUGGGCGUGGCAUUUGUAGCAGCUGCACUGGGACUUGGAAUCUGCGCGGGAAUGGACUUCGUGAGCCCAAGUGGCCACCCCCGUGGCCCGAAUCUGCUUCAUGCAUUGUGGUCAAAGCCGAGGGAGGCUUUACCCCAGGACAUCAGAGCAGAAUGCUUUGACGGAAUCAGAGAAGACGAGAGGCCGCGGCCGGGGGAUUGGAUAGCCAUAUGGGGAGGAUCUUCGGCAACUGGUUGUUGUGCGGUGCAGCUGGCAAAAUACGCUGGACUCAAAGUCAUUGCUAUCAUUGACGUCGCGAGAAGUGGUGCGCGCAUGUUAAAGCACGGCGCAGAUCUGCUUGUCGAUCGAAUAGACACUGAACGCGCUGUAUCUAUCGUCAAGGGUAUCACGAAGGGAAAACUGCGGUUUGCACUUGAUACACACGGGAGGGACAGCGCGAAGCUUUUAGCUCGUGCAAUGGAGAACAGUGAUGGAGAAGCUGGGAGGAGGGCGCAUCUCAUCGGACUGACUGGCUUGCCAAAGGAACCUACCAACGGCGUUGUCUAUCACUCGGUCCCCAUCAAGGCCUUCCAUGAAGCACCCCAAGUAGGAGAGGGUUUGAUGAUCUGGCUCGAGAAGCUGCUAGAGCACAGAUUGCUUACCACGCCUGAGAUUGAGGUUGCGGCUGGUGGGUUGGAGGGGAUCAACGCUGCGCUUGACCGACUGAGAGAUGGAUCUGUCAAUGGGCCUAGGAUCGUGGUCCCCUUGACGAAUUAGAUGUAGAUUGCCUGGCCAGCGGGCAUGAGGAGGACAGAAUGCUGAAAGCAUGAAGAGAGGAGACCUACCGGAGAGGGCUCUCCUCGGGGUGGAAAUUGUAACGUCGAUUCGAGACCUCUAGACCAUAGACCAGAUAUCCAAAGCGGCACAUAGAGUUUGCCUUUUCAUAG
Molecule: messenger RNA, 1665 nt
Organism: Amorphotheca resinae ATCC 22711
Lineage: Eukaryota; Fungi; Ascomycota; Leotiomycetes; Helotiales; Amorphothecaceae
Exons: 4
Coding region: 152-1495 (447 amino acids)
Molecular function (GO): oxidoreductase activity, acting on NAD(P)H
Source: RefSeq, a predicted model, not a curated record